Medioppia subpectinata is the source of this 833-nucleotide messenger RNA. The record is from the annotation of a GenBank genome assembly. NCBI's taxonomy places the organism in Eukaryota, Metazoa, Arthropoda, Arachnida, Sarcoptiformes, Oppiidae.
GCGUUGAUUUUGAUUCAAUUGUUUUUGUUUUUUCAAAUGUUUUGUUGACAUUUUGUUUAUGACUUUUGUAAUCAAAUAUUUGUUUUUUACAUUGAAUUGCUUUACAACUCUUGAUUGCAUUGUGUUUUGAAUGCCUUUUGUUUGAUAUCUUGUGGUUUGAUUUUUUCAGUGACACAUCCUUUUAGCCGACAAUCCGAUCACCACUUGUGAGGAGACAGACAAUGGGCGACAGCGACGACGACUUUGACCGCUCGACCAGAGGUCGCGAUAAGUUUCGCCGCGAAAGAAAUGACUACAACGACCGCAACUCCGGCGGCAAUCGACGCGACGACUGGUCCGACCGGCGUGAGAGCGGAGGGAACAGCUCUUGGAAUAACCAGAACAGAGACCGCAUUCCUCAGCGCCGAGACAACUAUCGGAACGACAACUACUCGAUGGGAGGAGGAGGACCGGGUGGUGGCGGUAAUCAGCGCCGCGAGCGGUACAGUCCGGCCGAUAGGAGUGAUAUGAGUCCGCCAAUGAAGCGGCAGAGAGGGGGUCGUGAUUGGGACGAUCGGUCUCCGUAUCCGAACUACGAAAUGGGCGGUUACGGACAUCACAACAAUAACUGGACUCAAAUGGAUAAUAGCGGUCCCAACUCUCAGAACCAGAAUCAGCACAGGGAGGCGGACACGGGUCCCACUCAGCCACCAAUGAUGACAUUCAAGCAGUUUUUAGGCACACAGGGCGACGACAUUGACGAUCAGAUCGCCGUUAAGAAGUAUAGCGAUUAUAAGUUGGAUUUUAAGAGAAAACAAAUUAUCGAGUUUUUUAACGCACAUAAGGACGAGGAA